CUCUGCCCAAGUUGUCUAAAUCCAGCUGGCGCCCCUUCCGUCCCUGAGUCUGAGUCUCCAGCGAACCGGAGGGAUGCAUUUGCCGACAAAAUGCGGGAAAGAGCCGGCUCUUGGAAACCUGGUUCUGACCAGUUUGACUCAAACCAAAGCAGAGAUGUUAAGGCCGGGUGGCAAAGCCACCCCAGCCCCCCACCCCACACACUUUCCUCAUUUCAUUUCUGUCCUCACUCCCCUCCCAGGCACUAGGGUCCCUUCACAUUUUCUCAGUGUCUGCCAUUCCCUCUCCCCCUUGUGCCCAGCCCCUCCACAUCAGCCUCCCUGUCUCCUCCGCCCCGAGGCUUGCAGGCCUUGCCUCCACUCCGCCCGAGCCCGGCAGUCCCCACUCUGAGCUGCGGAGGAACCCUGGGGUUCCGCCCGCCCGGCUUCACCUCCCUCCUCGCCGGCGUCUCCGCCCCCUGCCCCGCCCCCGGGCCGGCUCGCCGAGGAGGGGGAGCCUCCGCCGCCGCCUGAGCUCCCCACAGCCGCCGCCGCUCGCCGCUCUGCCUGGUCCAGCCUCCGGGCCCAGUGCUCUGACUUUGCCGAACCGGGGCGCUCUGCAGAGACAGCAUCACUCCCUCCUGGGGGUCCGGGGCGUCCAGGCCGGCGCUGGGGGGAACCUCGGCUUGCGGGAGACAGGGAGGGAGGAGCCGGAGCCCGAGGCACCCAUCGCCCGGAUCAACAGGACAGGACAGGUUGAGGGGCGUCGGGGAAAGGACAGGGUGUUAGUCCCAGGGAGGUCGCAGGAGGCUCUGGUGCGCUAUGACUUAUCAAGGGGCCGUUCGCGUUUGAGGAGUGUGGCGACGUGGGUGCACCCCUCUGGGGGGCCCGGUUAGGUUGGAGGGUGUGGGCUCUAAGCAGUGCGGGGUGUCCCUCUGGAAAUUAAGGGGCGGGCGGAAAACAAACAAGAACGACCGACGCCCCAUUGUUUGGGGCGACAGGGGGUUCUCCAGACAACCACCUGGCGUAUGCGCUGGGAAAGCCAAUUUGGGGGUGACUUCAAAAGGAGGGUAACAAGGUGAGGAAACGCUCCCAGCAGCUGGAGCCCUGUGCUACCAGAAUGGGGGUGACAGAGAGGAAGAGCGUCAUCCAGCCAGAGGGUCUGGGCACUCUCUCCCAGUGAGCCAGGACGUGUUUGUGGGGGAACCUGAAGAAAGUGGGAGGUCCGCUCCGUUUAGAGUAGAGCAGAGGGAAAAACCACCAGGGCUGGAUCCUCUGACAUUGACAGCAGCCCAGGGCGAGCUGAUGUCCACCAAGCCAGGGACCUACAGCCUUUAGAUUACAGGAGUAGGCUGGGCAGGAGCGGCCCCAGGUAGGGUGGGAAGAAGCCUGCGGACACUGAGCCCGGCGUGGACAUACAGGAGGGUCUUGACUCAGGGAGAGAGAAGUGGGGAGAGAGGCGAGAAGGGGAGAGCCCUCUUUGAGGGACACAAUUCACGGGUGAGGUCAGCCGAGUGGUGCACAGGCUGCCGAGCUAGAGCAGGGCCCAGGACUGGGGGAGCCGGUGGUUUGGGGGGACGUUCGGGGGUCUGGGCUUAUCCUCAGGUCCUGUGGGUGGGGCGGUGGGCUGGGUCCUGAGCAUGCCCUGGUGAGAGGGCUCCUUUGGGGGAGCCUGCUGGUUCGGGGGUGUCUCCUCCCGGGGCGCUAUGGCGGCACUGGCCAGCAGCCUGAUCCGACAGAAGCGGGAGGUCCGCGAGCCUGGGGGCAGCCGGCCCGUGUCGGCGCAGCGGCGCGUGUGUCCCCGCGGCACCAAGUCUCUCUGCCAGAAGCAGCUCCUCAUCCUGCUGUCCAAGGUGCGACUGUGCGGGGGGCGGCCCACGCGACAGGACCGCGGCCCAGAGCCUCAGCUCAAAGGCAUCGUCACCAAACUGUUCUGCCGCCAGGGUUUCUACCUCCAGGCGAAUCCGGAUGGGAGCAUCCAGGGUACCUUGGAGGACAGCAGCUCCUUCACACAUUUCAAUCUGAUCCCUGUGGGGCUCCGCGUGGUCACCAUCCAGAGCACCAAGCUGGGCCACUACAUGGCCAUGAACGCUGAGGGGCUGCUGUACAGCUCGCCGCAUUUCACAGCAGAGUGCCGCUUUAAGGAGUGCGUCUUUGAGAAUUACUAUGUCCUAUAUGCCUCCGCUCUCUACCGCCAGCGUCGUUCUGGCCGGGCCUGGUACCUGGGCCUGGACAAGGAGGGCCGGGUCAUGAAGGGAAACCGAGUCAAGAAGACCAAGGCAGCUGCCCACUUUGUGCCCAAGCUCCUGGAGGUGGCCAUGUACCGGGAGCCGUCUCUUCACAGUGUCCCUGAGACCUCCCCGUCCAGUCCCCCUGCUCCUUGAGAUGCAGCCGUGAACUGGAGGCUCCCUGCCCUCAGGGAGCCCAGCACCACCAUAGCCUGUCUCCUAGCCCUGCUCCAGGCCUUGCUCUCACCCUGCUGCCACACACAUGCCCUGAGCAGCCAGGGCUCACCAGGUGCUGUACCCCGAGGGCACCCAGGGGCUGGCUGGGACCUCUGGAGCCACUGAGCUCUUAGAUCCUGGGGCCCAGGAGAGGUUCCGAGACGGGGGUGCCUGAAACGAUCCUGGCUGAUCACUUCUCUCUUUCCACACUAACUCCUACCCCUUAAGAGACCCUCAGGUUUUCCUGAAAUGGCGCCCCGGGGGUUCCAAAACUGACAAAGCAAGGGAACUAGUCCUAUUCACCCUGGCUGAGCCAGUUUCUGAAGCCAUGCACUUCUUUUUGUUGCCGUGAAGCCAUAGCUUUGUAUGUCAGUCUGCUGGCACUGCCCUGGGCUGGGCAGGUCUGACAGAGCUGAACUCCAGCCAGGGCCAUUCCUGCGUUCUGUAUUGGAGCUCAGACAUGGCUCCUUUGAGCUUCUAUCCUUGACCUAGAUGUCCUCCCUGGUUUUAAAAAGAAAAGAGGCUGAAUUUGAGCCUCUUAAUGUAGCUAUUGGCCUUGGUUUGAAUCAGAACCAGUCUCAGGUCACCAUAGGUUAAACCUUCUUAUCCCAGAGACAUCCAGUUCUAGCAUGGUGUUCUAGACCUUUCAGGAGCCAUUCUUCCCCCGAAUCUCCGCUCUAGGACAGACCACGACACUAAGCCCCGCUUCCAGGAUGGAACUGGGCCUGUGCAGCCAUAUUCCUGUGCUGGAGCGACUUCCAGACCCUCCCUCCCACUCUCUCUCUAAUGAUUAUUCAAGGAGGAGCUUUGGCUAGGACUGAGCUGUGGUUCCUUAGGCACUAAUGCUUCUCAGCUGUGCUUGGUGGCCCGUGCCUGUAUUUCAGCACCUGGAAGACUGAGGCAGGAGGAUUUUUGAAUUGGAGGCCGUCCUGGGCUUCAGUGGCAAAACCCUGUCUCAAAAGCCGGCACACACACACACUCACACAGAGAGAGCACUUAAGACUCAAUACUGAAUGAAUCAAGAACCACUUCAUGGUUUUCCUAGAUAAUUUUCUUAAAAUCUUCCCUCUAGAACCCUAACUGUACUUUUACAUGGUUUCUAGUUUCAGCAUUCCAACUGGGGUUCUGCCAGGGAAACAAGAGUCUGGGGAAGGCCCAGGAAUCCUGGAAAUGUAUGCCUGAUACCUGGCUCACAGUAGAGGAGCCGAGAGGUGGGAAUUGCCCUGGUGUGACUGAACCCGUGUCUGAUUUAGGGAGACAUGAACACUUAGCUACCUCAGCAGGAAUUCCUUCCCUUUUAAAGCUGAGGUCCUUCGCGGGGUUCGGUGUACAUCUGUGAGGCCACAGAAGGAGAACGGGGAAUAAAAGGCUCGCCCAACUACACAGUGAGCUCGAGGCCAGCCUGGGCUAUGUGAGAGCCUGUCUCAACAGAAAGCCGAGGUCUGCGACGACAUUAACUCUACGAUAAAGAAAGGACAAAAAGGACACAGCCUUGACUCCCUCUCAGCGACGAGACCCCGACUCAGCAAUAAAUCCAACUUCUCCCCGCUACAGGUCAGGCCUAGGAAAUGAGGGCCCCUUGGGCUCCCAGACCUCGUUUGUCCCCAGAGCUCUAACUAAAUAGAAUUUACUUUACCUUACAGCUUAUAACCUCAGCUGGGUUUUAAGUACCCAAAAAAGGACCUGAAAAUGGGGGAAGCCACGGGGAACCUCUAAUAAAGUAGGGGGUAGAUUCCUAGCCUAGCAAACGUAGGCGGAAACGGCUGCGGAGGUCGGAAGGGAGGAGGGCGAGUGCUCAAAAGCACUCAGGCCCUGUAACUUCUGGCUUGUCGCAAGAGACGCCCCCUCCCUCCCACGAACCCCGCUCAGGCUCCGCCCGUCUCCUGGCUCCGCUCGGCGGGGGGUGGGGGACCGGGUCUCCUCGUCACGCUUUCUCUAAUUAAAGAUGAUUUCUACA
This is a messenger RNA of Psammomys obesus (fat sand rat), 4377 nucleotides long. It is a transcript of the gene Fgf11, whose product is annotated as fibroblast growth factor 11. Gene Ontology annotation, cellular component: cytoplasm. Gene Ontology annotation, biological process: positive regulation of gene expression; cell differentiation; regulation of cell migration. Lineage: Eukaryota; Metazoa; Chordata; Mammalia; Rodentia; Muridae. The record is from RefSeq and is a predicted model, not a curated record. Bases 1683 to 2360 code for a protein of 225 amino acids. Gene Ontology annotation, molecular function: fibroblast growth factor receptor binding; growth factor activity. The transcript is spliced from 5 exons.